AUGUUCCGAAGAGAAUUUAAAUGGGAAGAGCCUGACGAUGACGAAGACAAUCCGUUCCGGGAUUUGUCGGAAGCGCUGAAGACCAACACCUCUGUGGUCAGCAUCAAUCUGGACUUUUGUGACCUUCGCGAUGAUGGUGCCAAGGCUUUGGCAGAAGCGCUGACGAUCAACAAGGUGCUGACGCAACUCUUCUUACAUGGAAACAGCAUCGAUGUGGAUGGGGUCAAGGCUUUGGCUGAAGCGCUGAUGGCUCCCCAAUCAGCACUGCAAUCUCUUAGCAUGGGAAAGUGCGGCAUCGGUGAUGACGGGGUCAAGGUCUUAGCCAGGGCGUUGAAGACCAACAAAUCCUUGGACAAUCUUGAUUUGGAAGAGAACAAGAUUGGCGACGACGGAGUCAAGGUCCUCGCGGAAGCGUUGACGGAGAACUCGUCGAUCACGAACGUCAAUCUGAAACAAAACGACAUUGGAAGUGAUGGAGUGAAGGCCCUGCGAUGA
Symbiodinium necroappetens is the source of this 495-nucleotide messenger RNA. Lineage: Eukaryota; Dinophyceae; Suessiales; Symbiodiniaceae. The record is from the annotation of a GenBank genome assembly.